Molecule: messenger RNA, 764 nt
Organism: Aspergillus ibericus CBS 121593
Lineage: Eukaryota; Fungi; Ascomycota; Eurotiomycetes; Eurotiales; Aspergillaceae
Exons: 2
Coding region: 247-636 (129 amino acids)
Source: RefSeq, a predicted model, not a curated record
AUGAGAAACUUCCACCCAUCUCAGAUGCGAUUCUCAAAUUGGCCGAAGAGUUCGCGGCUCGGGUUCCGUCGGGUGAGUUCACGGCCGCUGAGGUCCAGGGCUACCUCCUGAACUACAAAUCCGAUCCCGCCACCGCGAUUUCCGAUACUGCGGCUUGGUUGCAGCGUACUGAAAAGAUGCGAAAGGAGCGGAAAGAGAAGUCUGAGAAACAGGCUGCAUGAACAUACGGGCAUAUUCUUAUUGGCAAUGACGAUCAUGACGAAGAUAACUAUAGAGAUAGAUACCCUACUCUUAAUGAACUGUACUAUAAGCAUAACCGAAUCCUUGUUCUUUCUUUUCUUGCCUCUAGACUUCACAGAUGAGUCAGUACUGUCUUUCUUUCUGUUUACCCAAUCGUUCCAUACAGUACCCAGUACGCUCAGUCCCGAACCAGAAGACCUGAUAAUCAUCGUGUCACAUACACACCACACAUUCUUCCAAUUCCCUCCUCCUCCCCACUACCAAUCAUCACCCAGUCUCAUACCCCCCUUAUCCCCCCUGAAAACAAUCCAUCAAUCUCUAAUCCGAUGCGAUGUGCCAAGCACCCCUACUGAGCCCCCAGCCACAGACAAACACACCCACCCCCAUCACAUAUGACCAAACAAGAGAUAGACAAUAUGCAUUCAUGAGUUAUCAAACAAUGUAUGGUUUUUGAGGUUUCUACCUCUUUCUCUAUUUUUGGGAAUCGGGGAAUAAUCAUGGUAGUGUGUAUGAUUAAAUAUGGG